Drosophila mauritiana is the source of this 1727-nucleotide messenger RNA. It is a transcript of the gene Smu1, whose product is annotated as WD40 repeat-containing protein SMU1. NCBI's taxonomy places the organism in Eukaryota, Metazoa, Arthropoda, Insecta, Diptera, Drosophilidae. Gene Ontology annotation, biological process: mRNA splicing, via spliceosome. The record is from RefSeq and is a predicted model, not a curated record. Gene Ontology annotation, molecular function: protein binding. Gene Ontology annotation, cellular component: precatalytic spliceosome. Bases 112 to 1641 code for a protein of 509 amino acids. The transcript has 5 exons.
UUUUCGCCAUCCCUACGACGACGCAUUUUUAUCAAUAUUAUUGUAAAUUUGUAUAAACCUGUAUUAAAACUUAUUUUUUAAAGGAAUCUUAAGCCGGGAAAUUAGUAAGAGAUGUCCAUAGAAAUCGAAUCUGCCGAUGUGAUUCGGCUCAUCCAGCAGUAUCUUAAGGAGUCCAACCUUAUGAAGACCCUGCAAACGUUACAGGAGGAAACAGGCGUCUCCCUGAAUACGGUGGACAGCGUGGAUGGCUUUGUGCAGGACAUCUCCAACGGGCACUGGGACACCGUGCUAAAAGUGACCCAGUCCCUCAAAUUACCGGAUAAGAAGCUGCUCAAUCUGUACGAGCAAAUAGUCCUCGAGCUGAUCGAGCUCAGAGAACUCGGCGCAGCAAGAUCUCUGCUCCGCCAAACGGAUCCCAUGACCAUGUUGAAGCAGCAGGAGCCGGAACGAUACAUCCAUUUGGAAAAUAUGCUGCAGCGCGCUUACUUCGAUCCCAGGGAAGCCUAUGCGGAGGGGAGUAGCAAGGAGAAGCGGCGCACGGUCAUUGCCCAAGAGCUGAGUGGCGAGGUGCAUGUGGUGCCCUCCUCCAGGCUCUUGGCACUCCUGGGACAGGCUCUUAAAUGGCAACAGCACCAGGGACUCCUUCCGCCCGGCACCACCAUUGAUUUGUUCCGCGGAAAGGCGGCGAUGAAGGACCAGGAAGAAGAAAUGUAUCCCACCCAGCUGUUUCGACAAAUCAAAUUUGGCCAAAAGUCGCACGUUGAGUGCGCACAGUUCUCGCCGGAUGGUCAGUAUCUGAUAACGGGCAGUGUGGACGGUUUCCUUGAGGUGUGGAACUUUACCACCGGCAAGGUGAGAAAGGAUCUCAAGUACCAGGCGCAGGACCAGUUCAUGAUGAUGGAACAGGCGGUGCUGGCGUUGAACUUUUCACGAGAUUCCGAGAUGGUGGCAUCGGGCGCACAGGAUGGCCAAAUCAAGGUGUGGCGCAUCAUCACCGGUCAGUGUUUGCGUAAAUUCGAGAAAGCCCACACCAAGGGAAUCACCUGUCUGCAGUUCUCGCGAGAUAACAGCCAGGUUCUCAGCGCGUCCUUUGACUACACGGUUAGGCUGCAUGGGCUAAAGUCAGGAAAGAUGCUGAAGGAGUUUAAGGGGCACUCCUCCUUCGUGAACGAAGCCACCUUUACGCCUGACGGACACAGCGUGCUCAGCGCAUCUUCCGACGGCACAGUAAAGGUUUGGUCCCUUAAAACGACCGAGUGCGUGGCCACGUACAAGCCCCUUGGCAACGAGUUGGCCGUAAACACAGUCCUCAUCCUGCCUAAGAAUCCCGAGCACUUCAUUGUCUGCAACAGAUCCAACACGGUAGUCAUUAUGAACAUGCAGGGCCAGAUUGUGCGAUCCUUCUCGUCGGGUAAGCGCGAGGGCGGAGCCUUUAUCUCAGCCACUCUUUCGCCGCGAGGAGAGUUCAUAUACUGCGCUGGAGAGGAUCAGGUGCUUUACUGCUUCUCCGUCUCGUCCGGCAAACUUGAACGUACUUUGAACGUUCAUGAAAAGGACGUCAUUGGCCUGACACAUCAUCCGCAUCAAAAUCUGCUGGCCAGCUACAGUGAGGACGGCCUGCUGAAGCUUUGGAAGCCCUAGACCAUAUAAGCAAUUGACUUUCACACCUAGUUAGUUUUAGUUGGUGGUCUUAUUUGAGCUGCCGAAAUAUACCUACUGACCCCAAA